AGUCACAAUGCUAUUACUUACCUUCCAAAAUGAAUGAAUUAGAAAGGUACAAGCACAACUGACUAAUCUUCGAGUUUAUCCUGGACAGGUUCAGAAUCUACUUCCAGAACCUGAUUCAGCUUGGCAAUGACUUGAAGGAUACCAUUUGAAACUAGACGUCAAUAUAUGGUGGAUCAUGUAUGCUAAAUAAUGGGACAAGUUUCGAUUAGUACCAGAAUAAGAAUCAGGCCAGCGUGGGUACCAAUUUUGUAUUCACAAGUCAACACAGACAGCUACCUGUACAAUUAACUAUACUCUAAACAAAUGUGAGGCGGCUAACUUAGACAGUUGACUUUGUCAAUCUCAAGGCUGGACGCUCAUAUCUUUAGAUCUUCUAUGGAUUUAUCACAUUUCUAGGCAGAUUAUUUGCCAGGCAAGUUCCCUUUUGUUCACAUGCAGAUAAUAAUCUAAUCCCAUAAUAAUGCCAGAUGAAUUGGAGGAGUGUAUAUAUUCAAGGCUGAAUAAGCUGUAACUAAGAUACUCUUAAACCACUUGAGUUGACAAUGUCUUCCAAGUUUAGUCUGUUGAUUUGCUUGUUCUUCAUCCUUCAUUUGUUGGCUGCCAGUAGUGUAACAGGGCGCAAGAUAGGAAUUUAUGAGAUCAAGAAAGGAGAUUUCUCCGUUAAGGUCACUAAUUAUGGUGCCACAAUCAUUUCUGUUCUUCUUCCUGAUAAGAAUGGAAAAAUAGGUGAUGUUGUUCUUGGAUAUGAUACCAUCAAAGAAUACAAGAAUGGUACAAGCUAUUUCGGAGCCGCCCUUGGAAGGGUUGCUAACCGGAUUGGUGGUGCUCAAUUUACUUUGAAUGGAACCCAUUAUAACCUUGUUGCGAAUGAAGGAGUAAACAUGCUACAUGGUGGUCUUAAAGGAUUCAGCAAAGUUGUUUGGAAGGUAAGCAAGUACGUGCAAGAUGGUCCCAGUCCUUACAUAACUCUAACCUACCACAGUGCUGAUGGUGAAGAAGGUUUUCCGGGUGAUGUUCUUGUUUCUGUUACCUAUGCAUUGAAAGAUCAUUACAAACUUAGCGUAGUAUUUAAGGCAAAGGCUUUGAACAAGGCCACUCCAAUUAACCUGUCUCACCACCCUUACUGGAAUAUUGGUGGUCACAACAGUGGCGAUGUCUUGUCCCAGGUUGUUCAAAUCUUUGGAUCACACAUCACGCCGUUAGAUAAACAACAUAUUCCCACAGGUGCAAUUUCACCUGUCAAGCACACGCCCUAUGACUUCUUGAAACCCAGUAAGGUGGGGAGCAGGAUCGGUGAAAUCCAAAAUGGAUAUGACAUCAACUAUGCACUCGACAGCACUGAAAAAAUGAAGCCUGUGGCAAUAGUUUAUGAUAAGAAGUCAGGAAGGGUGAUGGACAUAAAAGCGACUGCACCUGGUGUGCAAUUCUACACUGCAAACUUCGUCAUUAAUACGAAGGGAAAAGGUGGAUAUGUGUAUCAACCUCAUUCAGCCUUGUGUUUAGAGACUCAAGGGUUCCCGGAUGCUGUGAAUCACCCAAAUUUCCCAUCGACAAUUGUGACUCCUGGAAAGUCCUACGUCCACUCCAUAUUGUAUACGUUUUCCAUCAAGAAAUACUAGAAUGCCUUAUUUAUUUCUUUGCAAGACGGCUUGUGUCUUUUGUAUGUGAUAUCUGUAUCAAGAUUAUAUGUCUAUGUGCCAAAUAAGAAACCUGACAUUCAGGUACAAUAUAAUUUUGUUUUGUUCCA
Messenger RNA from Capsicum annuum, 1747 nucleotides. Its product is annotated as galactose mutarotase. Bases 543 to 1619 code for a protein of 358 amino acids. The transcript has 5 exons. The record is from RefSeq and is a predicted model, not a curated record. Gene Ontology annotation, biological process: glucose metabolic process; beta-D-galactose catabolic process via UDP-galactose, Leloir pathway. Gene Ontology annotation, molecular function: carbohydrate binding; aldose 1-epimerase activity. NCBI's taxonomy places the organism in Eukaryota, Viridiplantae, Streptophyta, Magnoliopsida, Solanales, Solanaceae.